AUUAUACAACUAUAACUAUACAAGCAUUGGCGAGCAUAAUGACGUUCCCAUAGCAUAUAUCGAUGAUGAAAUUAUUAUUAUUGAAAAACUGAAUUAGAUCGUUCAAUGUUGACAAUGGAUUGCCCCAUAGUAACAAGUGAAAUGUGUCUUCUAUGAUGUAGACAUACGUGUAAAAAAAACUCCUAUAAUAAUCGACAAUUAUAAAUAAUUGCUAAAACUGUUAUACGUAAGCAAUCGUCGUCACAUGAUAUACUCAGUUUAAAAAACUUUAUUUAUGCGUCAUAAAUGUUUAAAAAAUCAUCAAGCUAUGAAUGUAUGUGAAGAACAUCUUAAUAUUACAAUAGAUGAAGAUAAAAUUAUUGAUGGUGCAAUAGAUGUUAUCAAGAAGAUUAGACCAUCUUGGCCUCUGCAAGAACUGCAUUUUAAGCCAUUUACUGAUGGAAAAACAAAUAAGUUGGUAGGAAUAUGGUAUUCGGGGCAUUAUACAGAUAUGGUCUUGAUUCGAAUUUAUGGUAACAAUUCGGAUUUACUGAUUGAUAGAAAAGAUGAAUUAAAUAAUAUCAGGAUAUUGAACAAGGCUGGCUAUACUCAUUGCAUUUAUGCUACAUUUAAUAAUGGAUUCGCCUAUCAAUUCUUAGAAGGCGAAACUCUGACUGUAGAAACAAUUAGAGACCCAAACGUGUAUCCAUUAAUCGCGAGACGUAUGGCCGAAAUGCAUUGUCUUAAGCCUGAAAAUGGAUCAGAGUCAAAAAAAGCUUUCAUUUGGGAAAAAACAAAGAAAUUUAUGCAAAUUAUGCCGAAAAGAUUUUCCGAUCCUCUCAAGCAAGCAAAGUUUGAGAUGUUGAUAUCACCAUAUGUGGUAUUAGAAAAAGAAUAUCAUUUAUUGGAAAACAUACUUUCAAAAGUAAAUAGUCCUGUAGUAUACGCUCACAAUGAUCUUUUACUAGGAAAUGUACUGUACAAUAAGGAACAGGACAAUGUUGUUUUUAUCGACUAUGAAUAUACUGCAUUCAACUAUCAAGCAUUUGAUAUAGCAAAUCACUUUGCAGAAUUUGCUGGUAUCGAUGAGCCAGAUUAUUCUUUGUAUCCGGACGAAAAUUUUCAAAAAGCAUGGUUGAAAGAAUACUUACAAAGGUAUAAUGCGACUAAUAAUGUGUCUGAGAAAGAAAUUAACAAGUUGUACUGGCAGGUUACUAAAUUUGCUCCCUUGCCACAUUUCUUUUGGGGUUGUUGGUCUCUCAUCCAAAGUGAGCAUUCGCAUAUUGAUUUCGACUUUUUGGAAUAUGCUGCAACACGUUUUAAUGAAUAUUUCAAGUUGAAGGAAGAAACCUCCAAAUUAAAAAUGGAGUACGACGAAUAAAAAUGACAUUUUUUAAAACACUCAUUCCAGUAAAAGCAUUUUUUAAAACUUUAAUUCCAGUAAAAGUAUUUUUUAAUACUCUCUCCAAAUGUAAUUAACUUGUUGACACGUAUGUAUUAUAUAUAUGUAUAGAUUUUACAUUUUUUUGACAUGGGUACUGUAUGUAAAUAUGAAUAAUGUUGUAAUCACUAUACAUUUACACAACUAUUUUAUUGGUACUAGAAUUGUAAUAAAUAUAAUGUAUAUAAUAAAUGCAUUUAUGGUUGCAUAAUAAAAUAAAUAUAGUAAAUCA
Formica exsecta is the source of this 1652-nucleotide messenger RNA. It is a transcript of the gene eas, whose product is annotated as ethanolamine kinase 1. The record is from RefSeq and is a predicted model, not a curated record. The coding region runs from base 275 to 1360 and encodes 361 amino acids. NCBI's taxonomy places the organism in Eukaryota, Metazoa, Arthropoda, Insecta, Hymenoptera, Formicidae. Gene Ontology annotation, cellular component: cytoplasm. Gene Ontology annotation, biological process: phosphatidylethanolamine biosynthetic process. The transcript is spliced from 7 exons. Gene Ontology annotation, molecular function: ethanolamine kinase activity.